CGAGCGUUGGUCUUCAAGUUGGACUUGCGUACACUCGUACCUAUACAAUCGUACACCUCAGUCUCGCGGCGAGCGGCACGUGUUCAAGCCUCUCCACAGAACUCGCUUCUCCUCCCCCAAGUGUGGAUGUAGUCCUGAUUUUACUUUACUUUUUUUUUUUUUUUUCUUUUCCAUUUCCAAACGCAAUUGCCAAAUCUGUUUGUUCAAUCGAGGAAGAAUCGCUGCCGCGAAGACAUGCCCGAAUUCACCCCCAAAGUACAGAGGGUGAACGCUCGGUAAUAGCAUACCAAAGCUCACGCGUUUGAACAUAAUAUAUAUACACAUGCCACAAGCACCGUGUUACAAGCCGGCAAAAACACACGGGAUGUAACUGGCUAGCUUCGUAUAGGAGAACACACACACACACCGGCUGUCAAAGACUCGAUCGUAACAGCAGGACUGGAGGAACCCGUGCACGGAAGCAGUUGGCCGAGCACGAUGGACAAUAUGGUGAAAUAAUGCGACGGCGCACAAGCAUCACCGACGAGAAGACGGAGGCGGAGGGGGAGGAGGACGAAGGAGGGGACAGGAAAAAAAAGGUCACCAGGACCCAUUAGGAUACGCAUUAUUAUACAGGCAGCUGGGUGCGCUGCAAGAGGCAAUAAUUGUACAGGCAAUCGAAGGGAAUAACGGAGAAACGAUGGAUACGGGUGGCGAGAAGUUGCAGCCGAGGGGCAGCUCGGCGACGAGGCUCGUCUACUGUCUGCUGUUGGCUCAAUUCCUCGGCCAGUUGUUGAGCUUCGUCUACCUGUACGGCCAGCUACGAGGGCUCGAGCUCGAGGUGCGAGCGCCGUGGGACGCCAGUGCUACGGCCGAUGUAGCUCAGCGUCCGGUCGGCCGGAUCAGGCGCAGCAGUGCCAUGCCCGCUACGGAGGACAACGCCGUCUCCGAGGUCUUUAGGGCCCGCGACGACAAGGAUGGCAGCUCGAAGGGUACCAAGACGGCUUCGCUCAAGGGUGACGAGUGGGUCUGGCUGUCGGCCGAUACUCGGAUACCGUACGACGCGAUCGAGACCUUCUGCCGCAAGUCCAGCGAGUACUGUCCGCCGGGGCAGCGGGGGCUGCCGGGAAUCGGGACACCUGGACAAAAGGGCGACCAAGGCCUGCCCGGGAUCCAGGGAACUCCCGGUUUGCCCGGGCCAAGGGGACCCCCGGGUCCGGAAGGUCCUCGCGGGGAGCCCGGACUCGACGGCAUCGACGGUAUUCCCGGCGAGCCUGGCCUAGACGGACUCCCCGGGCGCAGUGGUAACGACGGCAUGCCUGGAAAGGACGGUCUGCCCGGCCUGCACGGCACUCCGGGAACUCCCGGGCGCAACGGCACCGACGGGAGGCACGGCUACCAGGGUCCCCAAGGACCUCCAGGACCUCCGGGUACUCCAGGACAAAUGGGCCUGCGCGGUCCACCCGGUCAGGACGGCAAGCCCGGGGCGCCGAGUAUCGUCGCUUACACUCCGUUCAAGGUUAACGACGGGACUGGUUUCAUCGACCCCACCAAAUUGCUAGUGCCGCCCUCCAUCGUGGGUAACUCGCAGACCCAGUAUGUGGUGGCAGAGGAAGGCCUGAACCUGCGGCUGGAGUGCUUCGCGUCGGGCAAACCGAGCCCCGUCGUUCAGUGGCACAGGCUCGACGGCCUGCCCAUACACACCGGUAGCUGGCACGCUACCGCGAUUUACGGAAACUCCUUGAACCUGUCGUCCGUGCACAGAGACGACAUGGGAAACUACACGUGCACCGCGGACAACGGCGUGCCUCCGAGUUCCAGCAAGUUGAUUCACCUCAGCGUCAAGUUCGGGCCGCUGGUACGGAUAAAAUCUCCGGUAGUCCGAGCACGUCAUCACGGCACGGCGCUCCUCGAGUGCGAGGUCGAUGCACACCCCAGGCCGGAACUGCACUGGGAGAACAGGGACGGCCGCCUCGAAAACAGGCUCAGCAAGUACCAUUUCCACGAGGAGGAGCGCGGACGGGAGAAGUACCGGAUGAGACUGAAAAUCAACAAGGUCAGCUCGGCCGACUACGGGUCGUACUACUGCGUGGCCAAGAACUUUAUAAACACCAUGAACAGCGCCAGGGGCGUGAUCGCGCUCAGGGAUCCGAGCGAGAAGACGUCGGAGUCGAAGGGCUCGAGUGUCUUUGGCAAGCUGCCACCGGGUAGGCCUCACUAUCGGGACCUAUGUCCUCCGCCCUUGCACUGCAACAGCUGUCCGCGAGCCAACUGUGGAUUCAACGGCGUCGAAGCGAGGCCCAUGACCGGUGACUUUGAGAGCAUGCCUCCCCGGCUGGCUGACGGCGUGAUAGGCGCGGUGGGCAUAGCCGUGUUCAAGGGCCAGAUGGACGACUCUUACGGCAUUUGGAUGCAGGACACGAUGCCGAGGAGCGAGUCGUCGGCGGGCAAGUUGUGGGUGACGCGUAGCAACGACACGGCCAACGUGUACGAGUACGCGGACAUCGACGACUACGCGCGCAAGAGGACCCUGCGCGUCGUCAAGCUACCCUAUCCCUUCCAGGGUAACGGGCACCUCGUGUACGGGGGCUACUUUUUCUACAACCCGUACAACCGAUCGACCAUCAUACGCGUCGACCUGGGCCAGCCCGAGGGCACGAUCUACAGUUACCCGCGGAUGGAGGCCAGCCUGUCCGGGCUGCGCGUCAACACGGGCAAUUACUUGUACACGCCCAAUCACAAUUUCAACUACGUCGACUUUGACGUGGACGAGAACGGUUUAUGGGCCAUUUACGGUAGCGAGUCGAACGAGACGGUUGUGACGAAGGUCGAUACCGAGCGCAUGAAGUUCCAGAACGCCUGGACCAUAACCGUCGAUCAUCACAAGUACGGCGAGAUGUUUGUCGCCCGCGGCGUUCUCUACGCCGUGCACAGCAUCACCGACAAGACCAUGAACAUCAGCUUGGCCAUGGAUCUCUACCACGGCAGGCAGCUGAACGUCAGCCUGUCGUUUACGAACGCUUACCAAAAAGUCACGAUGCUCAGAUACAACAGCAGAACAAAGGAGCUGUACGCGUGGGACAAGGGCACCCUGCUGGCCUACCAGGUCAGAUACACGGAGAGCAGCGAGGGUGCAGGUGGCUUCGAGUCGGUCCACGACGGCGCCACUCACAACCUCGACCAGCACAACACGUAGGCGGCACAAGCCGAGCGUGCCCUAUCACAGAUCCGGGAGAACUCGUCCCGCGUCUGCAGCCCGACGUUGGCUCGUGUGCGCUGUCAGCACUGCCGGAUGGCUCUCGUACGCGGCUGACACCGAGGAGGGGUCGUUAUUGAAUUAUAUUUGGGAAAUCCGGGGAUCACUUUUUUACGCCUACACGGACAAGUAUUUGAUUGUACGGACUGAUUUUUUUUUUCUUUAUUGGCUCUCGUCACAAUCACCAAUUUUUUAACAUGUAAAAAAAAUAACAAAUAAAAACAGGUUUUAGGUUCAUGAGCGUCAUUAACAGCGUUGUCUUAAUUUUGUAGGGGGGAAAUCAAACAGAACAGCAGCGGUAGACCCGCGAUAGCAUUUUGGAUUACAAAGAACCGUGUAUUUGUCAUUUGACACAUUUUGUUGCACCUUUUGUUUUUCGUAGAUACAAAGGAAAAACACAAAGGUAAAAAAAACCGCGUUGGCGUCGUUUCGAUCAUCAAUCCCUCGGUCAGGGAGAGAGCACCUUUCAAUAAAAGUUCAACGACGGCCGUGGGAUUAUUGUGACUUGUACCUAUACACAGUCGUCGUCGUCGUUGUUUUUGUUCUCUCGACGCUCGCGCGCACAACAAAACAACCCACGCAUCCCUCCUCCCUCUCUUUUUUUCCUCUAUCGCCGUUUCACCGCGAUUCGUAAGUAUGGAGUAUGGAAAAACGCUUUUGUACAGCGAGUCUUUUGCCCCGAGUAUCCAAUGUCUAGACUGUGGCCACAAACUGCAAUUGUUUUACACUUUCUACCGUUAUUUUUUUUCCACGACUGCAAAAUCAAUUUUUCUAUUUCACAAUGUAGAUUUGUAGGUAAUGUGUGCGACAUCCCUUUGUUUUUGUUUCGUUGGCCAUUGUGGAAUGUAACAUACCACGCAGGUGGACGAACGUUAAAAAAAUAUCACCGACAACCUCGCGAC
Molecule: messenger RNA, 4137 nt
Organism: Copidosoma floridanum
Lineage: Eukaryota; Metazoa; Arthropoda; Insecta; Hymenoptera; Encyrtidae
Biological process (GO): signal transduction
Source: RefSeq, a predicted model, not a curated record